Messenger RNA from Pristis pectinata (smalltooth sawfish), 1553 nucleotides. It is a transcript of the gene cfap36, whose product is annotated as cilia and flagella associated protein 36. Bases 61 to 1200 code for a protein of 379 amino acids. The record is from RefSeq and is a predicted model, not a curated record. The transcript is spliced from 10 exons. Gene Ontology annotation, cellular component: ciliary base; axoneme. Lineage: Eukaryota; Metazoa; Chordata; Chondrichthyes; Rhinopristiformes; Pristidae.
UCCGGGAACCUUGACGUCCUGGUGGUGAGCUGAGUCGCUUUCCUUUCAGCUCCAGAAAAAAUGGAAGAGUGGGUUGUGGAAGGGAUUGCUGGGUUCCUCAGCAGCCCGUGUUGGAUUAUUCCAGUCACUGAUUUUAUCGAACAGAAUUGUGCAGUUUUCGAUGAUGAAGAAGAAAACAAGUUAUCUUAUACAGAAAUCCAUCAAGAUUACAAGGAUUUGGUUGAACAAUUGCUAGAAGGCUACGUUCAAGAUGUUGGGAUCCAGGAAGACCAGUUUUUGGAAGCCUGCAAUUCCCCACUUGCACAGUCUGAGUCAUUUCGGCCUGUCUUCCAACCAGUACUAGCUGCAGAAGAUUUUCAAGUCUUUAAGUCAUUGAUGUUACAGAAAAAUGUAGAAUUGCAAUUACAAGCUCUUCGAAUGAUUCAGGAGAGAAAUGGAGUUCUACCUGAAUGUUUGACAGAUGGUGAGGAUAAGAUCAGUGAACUGGAGCAACAGGAACUUAGGAUAUUAAGAGAGGUGCUAAAACAAUCUAAAGAUGAGUAUGAACAGGAGAUGGCAAAAAGAUGUGCUGCAGAAACAGGAGCUAAAGCUGGAGCAGUAAUACAAAGUGACUUGGAGAAAGCAAUUGUGGAAAAUGCAGAACAAGAGGCAGCGCGAUUAUCCAGACAACACCAACGAGGAAAGAAAAAUUUAGAAUGGAAUUCUACAAAGUUUUUAAACACCUUAGAGCAAAUACCAGAAGCUGUAUCCUCAAGCAACUUGGGUAAUGAUCACCAAUGCAGCUUAUCAGGACAAAACAACAGAAUAUCCAGAGAAGUGUUAGGGCCAGUACGAGCCCCAGUGAAGGGAGAAUUGCCUUUGCCUUCAGAAUCAAUAGAAAAAAAGACGAAUCAAAGUGAUGCAGCGGAGAUAUGGCUACAACAGGCGAAAAAGGAAGCCGGUAUUUUGGGUUCUGUUUUAGAACUUUCUGAGAAUGAGAGGAGGCAACUUCAUGAACGAGCAGCAUAUCUUAAAGAACAGCGAGAUAAAUUAGUGGCAAUGAAGAAAGAACAGAGAGAGAAACAUCUACCAAAAAAUCCAGAAACGCUGAAUGCACCACCCAUACUAGAAACUAAAGAGUUAUCUGAAGAAGAAAAGCAGAAAAUUCAGAAAAGGAAACAUUUGGCAGAAAAACUUAAACAGGAAGUUAUCAAAAAAUAAAAUGUGGACAGCAGAGGAUACAAAAUCCAUCAUUUUAAUUGAGAGAUCCAACUACAAUAUUUCAUUGAACUGCAUUAAAGUUGAAGCACUAUGUAUUGUGACUCUUACCAGUGGUAAUUUGCUGAUGGUAUUGAAACACUUUAGCUGCAAUUUGAAUUGGCCUAUCUUUUACUUAAUUUAUCAGCUGCACGAGUAAAUUAAAUUGUUUGCGACUUAGAAUGCUAAAUGGUAGUUGUAUUGUUCUUAUGAAUUAUAAUGUAGUUCAAAACUAUUGUUACCUGCAGAACACUAACUUUCAAUUACCAUCUCAUCAUUAACAAUGUGCUUGUGUAAAUAAACCAGCUUAUUACAGA